Cheilinus undulatus (humphead wrasse) is the source of this 1301-nucleotide messenger RNA. RefSeq names its product vitelline membrane outer layer protein 1 homolog. The record is from RefSeq and is a predicted model, not a curated record. NCBI's taxonomy places the organism in Eukaryota, Metazoa, Chordata, Actinopteri, Labriformes, Labridae. The transcript is spliced from 7 exons. The coding region runs from base 30 to 1157 and encodes 375 amino acids.
GAGUGAAAUGCGGACUCACUGCUGUCAAUAUGGCAAGUCUGUUCGCCAUGCUGACCCUGCUGGCUGUGUUGUUUGGUGGUUUUCAUCAGACAACCUCUGACAGAGGGUACAGCUCCAUCAUCUAUGUGACCAAUGAAGGGCCAUGGGGAGACUGGCACAGUAAACAGAUGUGUCCGGAAAACUCCUUUGCAAUUGGCUUCAGUCAGAGGGUGGAGCCUGGCCAGGGAAGGGGUGAUGACACCGCCCUGAACGGGAUCCGUCUCUACUGUGCCGCGGAAAACCGUGAGGGCUUCACACACACUGUUGAGUCUCAUGCUGGCUACUGGGGUGAUUGGACCACGCCUCAGUACUGCCCCAGUGGCGUGCUCACUGCCUUCCAGCUCUCAGUUGAGGCUCCUAUUGGACGUGGCGAUGACACUGCUGCCAACAACAUUAAGUUCCGUUGCAGCACACACACCGAACUGGAGGGGGAGGGCAUGCCCUGGGGAGAAUACGGCUCAUGGAGUAAUACGUGCAACAAUGGAGGAAUCUGCGGCAUCAGGACCAAGGUGGAGGGAAGGCAGGGUGAGGGCGAUGACACCGCUCUCAAUGAUGUGCUAUUCUACUGCUGUGAAAGACCAGCAGAACAGGCAGUCUUCAGAUAUCACAGGUCCGUCCUCUCCGUGUCCAAUGGAGGAUCAUGGGGAGACUGGCACAGUUCUGAAAUGUGUCCGGGGAACUCCUUUGCUGUCGGCUUCAGUCAGAGGGUGGAGCCUGGCCAGGGAGAUGGUGACGACACCGCCCUGAACGGGAUCCGUCUGUACUGUGCCACGGAAAACCAUGAGGGCUUUAUACACUAUGUUGAGUCUCAUGCUGGCUACUGGGGUGAUUGGACCACGCCUCAGUACUGCCCCAGUGGCGUGCUCACUGCCUUCCAGCUCUCAGUUGAGGCUCCUAUUGGACGUGGCGAUGACACUGCUGCCAACAACAUUAAGUUCCGUUGCAGCACACACACCAUACUGGAGGGGGAGGGCAUGCCCUGGGGAGAGUAUGGCUCAUGGAGUGAUACGUGUAACGGUGGAGGAAUCUGUGGCAUCAGGACCAAGGUGGAGGGAAGGCAGGGUGAGGGCGAUGACACCGCCCUCAAUGAUGUGCAGUUCUACUGCUGUUCCAACUAAUAAGUGUACUAAAGUGGGCCUGUGCAGAACUGACCAGUUUGAUGGAGUGACUCUGCAUCACCCUGAAACUAAAGAUGAUGAACAAUAAAAAGCUUUGAUUUUCUUUGUUUAUAUUGCUACUUUAUUUUUUUUUUAUUCGCAUUG